This is a messenger RNA of Electrophorus electricus (electric eel), 4740 nucleotides long. It is a transcript of the gene spata13, whose product is annotated as spermatogenesis associated 13. The record is from RefSeq and is a predicted model, not a curated record. Lineage: Eukaryota; Metazoa; Chordata; Actinopteri; Gymnotiformes; Gymnotidae. Gene Ontology annotation, molecular function: protein binding; guanyl-nucleotide exchange factor activity.
CAAGUGCAACGAUGCUGUCCAAUAACGUCGCUCUGCUUGGAAUGCUUUGGACAGUUUUCUAGCGUUUUCGCUGUUUAGAAUCAACGAACUUUUAACUGUACUUUGAGGUAGACAAAGCAGGCAAGCUAAAUUAAUUCGUUUUUUUGUGUUUGUUUUACCGUUGAACUGGUAUCGAUCUACAGAGUCCUUAAGUACAUAUUUGCGACUUUUGUUGUAUAACUUAUAUUUGGCUACUUGGAGACCCCGGUUCGAAAUCUUGGCUAGUUUUAAAAUGUAGAUUAGUUUCGCAUUUCUUAGUUUAUCUUUCUUUGGGAGCGAAUGAACGAUUUUCGAUGUGUUUCCCAAAAAAGCUAAAUAUGCGCAUUUCAGCGGACCUUGGACUUUUCUUUAAAGGAUACACGUGUUCAGUGGAUAGAAAACAGUUAGAAGCCACGCAUUUGGUGUGAAGACACCAGUACUAGCUAUAAAAAGUAUGAGAAAGGCAGCUCCAGCAGAUGGAGCCUCAUCUCUUGGCGAGGCUUCUCUCUGUCCUGCACUACAUGACUCUUCUCAUGGCUCUGACCCAGAGGCCACAGGGAGACCACUCUGCAGUUCUUUCCAGGAUAGACGCAUGAUCCAUGGUCCAGCUCCUAGCUGCGUAGCCCAGGCGAGGCCCAUUCUCUCUGAGGCCUGCUGCGAGAAGCGUGGACUCAGCAGACCUAGUACUCAGCCCUGGUUCAGCUCUGCAGUUACAGACGGGCAGGCCAGGCCAUGCCCCUCCAGGAUCGCGCGCAUCUUCUCAUCCCAGCAAAGGUGCGACUCAGUGGGCCCUGAGCGGACUCCACUCUGGGGCCCAGCCAGCAAUCCUCAGGCUUGGCCUGGCCUCACACGCUCCUUCAAAAAGCUGCGCUCCUCUGUACUCCAGGGUAUCCAGAACAGGGCAGGUUCAACAGGAGCCAAUCAGGAGAAAGACUUCUCCUCUGUGACCAGUGAGGAUGGCAACGGUUUCUUUGUAACCAGGCGGGACCUAGGGCAAGGAGGCAGUCAAAGGUGUGGUGAGAAGGUAUCCACAGUGACCAAUGGGGUGUCGAAAGCUGGACCGAAUCCAUGCAUUUCAGAUGAGGAAGAUGAUUACGAGGAGUGUGGGGGUGGUCUGCAGAGGAAUUCUCAUUUCUCACAGAGUAUCCGCAGGGCGUAUGGAGCAGGACGGAUCUCCUUGCUGGACAGUGAACCAAGGCAGCCAGACAGCCCCAAGCCCCCACAGCCUGCUCCGCGCCGUCGUCCAUGCAGCUCUGUGGAGCCCCUUGGGCCUGACGUGGUUCUCGAUAGUGAUGACAGUGUUAAGGCUUUGGGCAGACUGAGCAAAAGCGCUGACAACUUGCCCAUCUUCAAGAGUCCCUUCAGACGCAAGGUGCCCUCUGCUCAGCCACAGAGCCCGAAAAUUUCUGAAGCCACGGUUUUGGCCUGUACUUUGUCUGUGGACGUGCAGGAAUGCAGACCAGGACGACAUCAGAGCCCCGCGGGAGUCCGGGAACGAAUGCUGAAGCUCGUUGGCAGUUUGACGGAUCUGUCAGCCAGUAACAAGGCCAGUCCAGUCCCCACGCCCAGCAGGGCCCCGCUGUCAACUCUCAGCCAGCUCCAUGAUGACUACUCACGCAGGACUCCCUGCAUUCCCGCCAGCGAGCGGCAGCGCAGGCCCCCACCAGCACAUGCCCAGGCGCCUGACAGGCAGACAGUACAGGCUGACAUACAUGGACACACCCUGGCUGUAGACCCCACCCCAUUUGUCCCUGCCUCCUUUAGCUCCUCCUACGAUGAGGUCACACAGACUUCCAGUCCCACAGCACAGCUGUCUAGGAAUUACGAGCAGCUUUCUGCAGCCUCCCCAGCCCCAUGUCUAGAUAUUCCUGUCAGCACUCUCCCACAGAAUUGUGGGACUGUAGAGGAGCAGCAAAAUGUGAAAGAUGAGCCCAUUAAACAUGAGCACUGCACAAGCUCCAGCCUGGAGCAGAGAGUGAACUGCAUUAAAAUUGGUUUGGAGGCAACAUCAGAAAGCCUGGAUGCAGAAGGCCUUCGAGAACUGAACACUCAGAAAGACAGAGACUCUGCCUACACCAGCCCUCCUGUCACACCCACCUGUUCCACAGAGUCUUCCCUGGUAGGCACGGCAACCUCACCAGGCUCUUCCAGUGACACGCCUACCUCCGUUGGGCCUAGGAGGCGGGAGGGUAGAUCCAGACCUCGGCCAGUCUCAGACUAUGGCCAGAUGAUUUCAAGGAAGUACUUUAUUCCUGAGAAGGAAGUGGAACGUCAGGGUAAGGAGGUGGACUACAUUUGCCAGGAGGACUCCAGCAACAGCGACGGGCACUCCGAGAGGGGUGGCCAAGAGAAUGGCGACAUGAAUGGACAUUUGGAUAGCGCAAAGCGGCGACCCAUCUCUGUUAUAGGAGGAGUGGAUCUGUUCCCCUCUCCUGAAGAAAAGGAAGACACUGAUCCCCUGCCUUCUCCCGCUGCCCGGCCACCCGUGCCAUCCCACGGCGUGCCCCCGUACAGGGGCGUGUCUGCACGCCUGCGCCCCUGCACCUUCUCCCAGAGCACCCCCACGGGCCUGGACCGGGUGGGCCGCUGCAAACUGACCCGAGUCCUCAGUGAUGGGAACUCGGAUGGCUGUGCCGGGUUGGAUGACAGCGUGAGUGAGGAGGACGGCAGUUUCGAUGAGAUCACAGAAGGAAAACCGUACCUGCAGCCAGAGGUAGAUCUCUCCACCCUCAGUCAGUACAUCCUGUCAGGCCACGCAGUGUAUGCCGAGGCCCUGUGGGACCAUGUCACGAUGGGCGAGCAGGAACUGGCCUUUAAAGCCGGGGAUGUGAUCCGGGUGCUGGAAGCCCAGGAGAAGGACUGGUGGUGGGGGGCAGUGGGUGAGCGCCAGGCAUGGUUCCCUUCCAGCUUUGUGCGGGUGCGCGUAAACCAGGAGGACUCAGGCAGUGAGAGCGUGGAGAGUGUGGAGGGUGUGGACCAAGAGGAGACACUCUCCAAGGAUCCCCGCAGCCAGAACUCUGAGCAACGCGAGCAAAUGAGGGCAAACGUGGUCCAGGAGAUUAUGAACACAGAGCGUGUCUAUAUCAAACACCUCAGAGACAUCUGUGAGGGGUAUAUCCGUCAGUGCAGGAAACACCCGGGUAUGUUCACAGAUGCACAGCUCGGAACAAUCUUCAGCAACAUAGAAGAGAUCUACAAAUUCCAGAGGAAAUUCCUCAAGGAUCUAGAAAAGAAAUAUGAUAAGGAGAACCCUCAUCUGAGUGAAAUUGGGUUCUGUUUCCUUCAACAGGAUGAAGGUUUCUCCAUAUAUUCAGAGUACUGCAACACGCACCCGGCAGCGUGUGUGGAGCUACAGCGUCUAAUGAAGCAGGGCCGCUAUAAGCACUUCUUUGAGGCUUGUCGCCUCCUGCAGCAGAUGAUCGACAUCUCCAUCGCUGGCUUCCUGCUCACUCCGGUGCAAAAGAUCUGCAAAUAUCCUCUCCAGCUGGGCGAGCUGCUCAAAUAUACACCUAAAGACCACAGUGACUACGAAGGUGUGUGCGCAGCCCAUGAGGCAAUGAAGAAUGUGGCCAGCCUAAUCAACGAGAGGAAGAGGAGGCUUGAGAGCAUUGAUGCCAUCGCACACUGGCAGGUGGCCAUCCUCCAGUGGGAGGGCGAGGACGUGUUGUCACAGAGCUCAGAGCUCAUCCACUCGGGCGAGUUGACACGCGUGGUGCGCGCUGGCAAGACGCAGCAGCGCAGUGCCUUCCUGUUUGACCACCAGUUGGUCUUCUGCAAGAAGGACGUUCUGCGGCGUGAUCUGCUGCACUACCGUGGGCGCCUGCCCAUGGAUGGCGCCGAGACGCUGGAUUUGCCUGACGGGCGGCACCCUGAGAUGGGCACGGUGCGCAACGCCUUGGCCCUGCGCCACGCUGACACCCUGGAGCUGCUCUGCGUGCUGGCCUGCAGGAAGGUGCAGGACAAGCAGCGCUGGCUGCAGGCCUUUGCCCGUGAACGCCUCCGUGUGAAGGAGGACCAGGAGAUGGGGAUGGAGAUAAGUGAAGCACAAAGAAAACAGGCAAUUCAAAAUGCCCGAAAAUCAAAACAAGGCAAGAUGAAAAACAUAAGUUACCCUGGUCACCCUAGCCCUCUACAUCACCAACCCCUCCACCCUCUCCAUCAGCGCCAUGUUACUGUGCCAACCAGUAUCCCGCAGCAACAAGUGUUCUCCUUAGCAGAACCAAAGCGUAAACCCUCCCAUCUGUGGUACACUUUCACACGCAGUGCCCUGUUCAGGAAAUGACAAAGGUUCAUCUUUACAUCUGGUGACAUGAAGAUGCCUCUCAACACAGCCCUGGUGCCAAUGUGAAGCCCCACAGAAGAUGAUGUGUGUAUGCAUGUGUGUAUGCAUGUGUGUAAAUGUUCAUUAAGACAUUGCCGUUUUAAUUAUGGAAGUGAGAUAGACAACAGAGAGAUGAAGACUGUUUAGAUUUUCAUGCCCAAAGUAUUAAUUCCUCAUUCUUUUUGUUGCUGGUCUGUUAAAGGUGUCUGUAGUUAUUUUUCUGCUAUGUUCCCUAUAUCAAAAAAUGUUUAAUAAUGACAAUGAUGUAUAUUCAUCAUGCUGUGUGUCGUUGAUAUAUAUUUUUAUUUGUUUAUCUAAGGCUGGAACCUUUUUAAAGUUAGACAUCUCUAGGCAAGUUAGUCCAUAAACUAAUAACUUUUAAUGUUAUAAAAAUAAAUGCU